AUGGAUGAGAAUGACGACCUAAUUACUGGGGGUAUUCAGAGGAGAGGUCAUCAGCUCUUACACCUCAUUCCGCUGCGGCCAACAUGCGAUGUGAGCUCGCAGCAGCCGGGGUUCGCACCGCGAGGGCGGCAGACAGGGAGGAAUGUCUGCGGGGGACAGUGCUGCCCGGGAUGGACGACAGCAAACAGUACCAAUCAUUGUAUCAAACCCGUGUGCCAGCCACCCUGCCAGAAUCGAGGCUCCUGCAGCCGACCCCAGCUCUGCGUCUGCCGCUCUGGCUUCCGAGGGGCUCGCUGUGAGGAGGUCAUUCCUGAGGAGGAAUUUGACCCCCAGAGCUCCAGGCUGGCCCCCCCGUACUCGGCUGAGAGGGCACCUAACCUCCGCAGGAGCAGCAUGACCAGAGAAGGCCCUGUGGCCAGAACACAGCCACUGGCGCCACAGCCAUCACCAGCCAGGACUCUGAGUGCACUCAGCCAGACCCACCCUUCCCAGCAGCAUUUGGGGCUGUCCCGGACCGUCCGACGUUACCCAGCCACUGCCACCAGUGGACAGCUGACUUCCAAUGCUCUGCCUGCAGGAUCUGAACAGAGGAAUGGUGCCCAGCAGGCAGCACAUCUGGACUACCUCUCAUCCCCCCGGGGGCUGAAUCUCACGGAGAAAAUAAAGAAGAUCAAGAUCGUCUUCACCCCCACCAUCUGCAAGCAGACCUGUGCCCGUGGGCGCUGUACCAACAGCUGUGAACGGGGUGACACCACCACCCUGUACAGCCAGGGUGGCCAUGGGCAUGAUGCCAAGUCUGGCUUCCGCAUCUAUUUCUGCCAGAUCCCUUGCCUGAAUGGAGGCCGCUGCAUUGGCCGGGAUGAGUGCUGGUGCCCCACCAACUCCACCGGGAAGUUCUGCCACCUGCCUGCUCCGCAGCCGGACAGGGAACCUCCCAAGAGAGGCUCCCACCACAGGGCCCUGCUGGAAGGCCCUGUGCAGCAGUCUACCUUCACGCUGCCUCUCUCCAACCAGCUCGCUUCUGUGAACCCCUCCUUGGUGAAAGUGCACAUCCAUCAUCCACCUGAGGCCUCUGUGCAGAUCCACCAGGUGGCACGGGUGCGAAGCGAGGCUGACGGGUUCCUGGAGAACAGUGUGGAGACCAGAGCCCCACCCCGGCUCCCUGCCAAUCCCCGGCACAGCCACUGGGACGGCAACAGCAUCUUCACUCGAUCUGGAGAGCCCCCUCAGACACCACCCCAAGCGGUAUCCAGGCAUCAGGGACUGCUGGGUCGGUGUUACCUGAGCACUGUGAAUGGACAGUGUGCCAACCCCUUGCUGGAGCUGACUGCCCAGGAGGACUGUUGCAGUGGUAUGGGAGCCUUCUGGGGGGUGACCUCAUGUGCUCCAUGUCCACCAAGACCAGCCUCCCCGGUGAUGGAAGACGGCCAGCUGGACUGUCCCCUGGGGUACAAGAGACUGAACGUCACUCACUGUCAAGAUAUCAAUGAGUGCCUGGUCGUGGGGCUGUGCAAGGACCUGGAGUGUGUAAACACCAGAGGCAGCUACCUGUGCACAUGCAGACGGGGCCUGAUGCUGGAUCCAGCGCGGAGCCGCUGUGUAUCAGACAAAGCUGUCUCCAUGCAGCAGGGACUGUGCUACCGGUCACUGGGGCCUGGCACCUGUACCCUGCCUUUGGCCCAGAAGAUCACCAAGCAGAUAUGUUGCUGCAGCCGUGUGGGCAAAGCAUGGGGCAGCAAGUGUGAAAAAUGCCCCCUGCCUGGCACAGAGGCCUUCAGGGAGAUCUGCCCUGCUGGCCAUGGCUAUACCUACUCGAGCUCAGACAUCCGCCUGUCCAUGAGGAAAGCUGAAGAGGAGGAAUUGGCCAGGCCCUGGAGGGAGCAGGCGCAAAAGAGCAGCGCAGUUCUGCCUGGGCUGGAAGAGAGGCAGCCACUCCAGGAAGCCAACACCUGGCUGGAGGCUGAGACCAUCCCUGACAAGGGUGAGUCUCGGGCUGGCCAGGUCACAACCAGUGUCACCCAUCCACCUGCCUGGGUCCCAGUGGAUGCCAUCGGAAGACCAACACUACCACGGCCUGAACAGGGGAUUCCAGAGACCCAGGAAGAAGAGCAUGUGGCCCCUUCCGCUGAUGGGCUGGUGACCUCAGCUCCUCCAGGUACUGACAGAUGUGCUGCUGGAGCCACCAACAUCUGUGGCCCAGGAACCUGUGUGAACCUCCCAGACCAAUACAGAUGUGACUGCAACCCUGGCUACCAGCUGCACCCCAGCCAGGCUUAUUGCAUGGAUGACAAUGAGUGUCUGAGGGACCCCUGUUCAGGAAGAGGGCAUUGUGUCAACAGCGUGGGCUCCUACUCCUGCCUCUGCUACUCUGGGUACACACUGGCCACCUCGGGCACCACACAGGAGUGCCAAGAUGUAGAUGAGUGUGAGCAGCCAGGGCUGUGCAGCAGGGGGCGAUGCAGCAACACCGAGGGUUCAUACCACUGCGAGUGUGAUUCUGGCUACAUCCUGGUCGGGAAGGGACAGUGCCAAGAUAUCGACGAAUGUCGUCAGCCUGGCACUUGCCCUGAUGAGAGAUGCGUCAAUUCCCCCGGCUCCUACACUUGCGUGGCCUGUGAGGAGGGGUACACGGGCCAGAGCGGGAGCUGUGUAGAUGUGAAUGAGUGUCUGACCCCCGGGGUCUGUGCCCAUGGGCGGUGCAUCAACCUGGAAGGCUCCUUUAGAUGCUCUUGUGAGCAGGGCUAUGAGGUCACCUCGGACGAGAAGAGCUGCCAAGAUGUGAAUGAGUGUGCCAGCCGGGCCUCGUGCCCCAAAGGUCUCUGCCUCAACACCGAGGGCUCCUUUACCUGCUCUGCCUGCGAGAGCGGAUACUGGGUGAACGCAGAUGGCACUGCCUGUGAAGACCUAGAUGAGUGCACCUUCCCUGGAGUCUGCCCGGCGGGUGUCUGCACCAACACUGUGGGCUCCUUCUCCUGCAAGGACUGUGAUGAGGGUUACCGGCCUGGCCCCCUGGGCCACACCUGCGAAGAUGUGGAUGAAUGUGAAGACCUCCGUAGCAGCUGCCUGGGAGGCGAGUGCAAGAACACAGCAGGCUCCUACCAAUGCCGGUGUCCCCCGGGCUUCCAGCUGGCCAACGGCACAGUGUGCCAGGAUGUUGACGAGUGCGCAGGGGAGGAGCACUGUGCACCCCGCGGCGAGUGCCUCAACAGCCACGGCUCCUUCUUCUGUCUCUGCGCACCUGGCUUUGCCAGUGCAGAGGGGGGCACAAGCUGCCAGGAUGUGGAUGAGUGCGCAGCUGCAGACCCGUGUCUGGGAGGGCGCUGUGUCAACACCGAGGGCUCCUUCAACUGUCUGUGUGAGCCUGGCUUCCAGCCCUCCCCACAGAGCGGGCAGUGUGUGGAUAUUGAUGAGUGUGAGGACUACGGAGACACAGUGUGUGGGGCUAGGAGCUGUGAGAACAGCCCUGGCUCAUACCGCUGUAUCCUGGGCUGCCAUCUUGGCUUCUAUAUGGCCCCGACUGGAGACUGCAUUGACACAGACGAGUGUGCCAAUGACACCACGUGUGGGAGCCAUGGCUUCUGUGACAACAUGGAUGGCUCCUUCCGCUGCCUCUGUGACCAGGGCUUCGAGACCUCACCCUCAGGCUGGGACUGUGUUGACGUGAAUGAGUGUGAGCUCAUGCUCGCCGUGUGUGGGGCUGCGCUCUGCGAGAACGUAGAGGGCUCCUUCCUGUGCCUCUGUGCCAACGACAUGGAGGAGUAUGAUGCGCAAAAAGGGCUGUGCCGUCCUCGGGUGGUUGGAGCUCAGAGCAUCCCUGAGGCCCCAACAGGGGACCACGCCUCAGGCCCCACCCGCAUGGACUGCUACUUUGGACAGGAUGGCCAUCUGCCCUGCUCCAGCAUCCUGGGCCGCAACUCCACGCAGGCCGAGUGCUGCUGCACCCAGGGUGCCAGAUGGGGAGAUACGUGUGACCUCUGCCCAUCUGAGGACUCUGUUGAAUUCAGAGAGCUCUGCCCCAGUGGAAAAGGCUACGUCCCUGUGGAAGGAGACUGGACUUUUGCAGAGACCAUGUACACAGAUGCUGACGAGUGUGUGCUGUUCGGGCCUGCUCUCUGCCAGAAUGGCAGGUGCCUCAACACAGUGCCCGGCUACAUCUGCCUGUGCAAUCCUGGCUACCACUAUUCAGCCUCCCGAGGGAAGUGUGAGGAUCACAAUGAGUGCCGGGACAUGGCCUGUGAGAAUGGUGAGUGUGUGAACACAGAAGGCUCCUUCCACUGCUUCUGCAGCCCCCCACUUACCCUGGACUUCAGUGGGCAGCGCUGUGUGAACAGCACCAGCAGCAUAGAGGACCUGCCUGACCAUGACAUCCACACGGACAUCUGCUGGAAGCAAAUCACCAAUGACUUGUGCAGCCAACCCCUGCAUGGGCGCCAGACCACCUACACAGAAUGCUGCUGUCAGGAUGGCCAGGCCUGGAGCCAGCAGUGUGCUCUGUGUCCCCCCAGGAGCUCGGAGGUCUAUGCUCAGCUGUGCAAUGUGGCCCGGAUCGAGGCAGAACGUGAGGCUGGGGUCCACUUCCGGCCAGGAUAUGAGUACAGUCCUGGCCCAGAUGACCUGCACUACAGCUUUUAUGGCCCAGACGGGACCCCCUUCUACAACUACCUAGGACCUGAGGACACCAUCCCUGAGCCUCCCUUCUCCCACAAGGCCAGACACCCAGUCCUUGAGCCACCCCUACAGCCCUCCGAACUCCAGCCCCACUAUGUGGCCAGCCAUCCAGAGCCCCCCGCCGCCUUCGAAGGGCUUCAGGCCGAGGAGUGCGGCAUCCUGAACGGCUGUGAGAAUGGCCGCUGUGUGCGUGUGCGGGAGGGAUACACCUGCGACUGCUUCGAGGGCUUCCAGCUGGACGCAGCCCACAUGGCCUGCGUGGAUGUGAACGAGUGCGAUGAUUUGAAUGGUCCUGCUGCCCUCUGUGCCCAUGGUCACUGUGAGAACACAGAGGGUUCCUACCGCUGCCACUGCUCCCCAGGUUACGUGGCCAAGCCAGACCCCCCACACUGUGCUGCCGAGUAGCAGUGAGGAGUGUGGGCAGCUACCUGGAAAUGGUCUCCAGCCACACGCAGAGGCCUUGAGGAUGCUUUCCUAGCUGAGAAGACACCGUGACAACAUCAGGCUGGGGUCCCACCGGCCAGCUCCAUCAGACUUGCCUUUCGUCUCUCCCAGCUUAGGCUCUGGCUGUGAGCUUGUCACUGCCUCCAUGCCCUUGCUUGGCUCAAACACCGCCAAAUGCUUUUAACGCUUCGGCCAUGGGCCGUGAGGCCCAGCCCACCACCUGUCCCAGCCUUGCUGUGGGAUGCUAUCAGAAGGCCCUCUCCCUCCCCUUCAGGCUGUGCAGACCUGAAAGCCCAGUGGGCUCCCACUGCAGGUGCUCCUUUCCACCCAUGACCUACACAUCAUCUCACUGACUCCACAACUGGGACAGAAGCUACGUCUGCCCUGGGAUGGUCCUUCAGAAUCUGAGCAAGAAAGGGUUUGGCAGUUUGGGGGUGACUCCAAUGCCCCUUUUAGAACUGUCACUGCCACACAGCUAGUCUGGGCCCUGCUUUUGCAACAUCUCCACCAUGCAGCCAGUUCUGUGGCCUCAAGGAAGGAGAGAAGAUCCCCUCAUCUGAGAAGCAAGACUGGUAUUAGCUGGCUCCGUGUAACAGACUGAAAUGAAGAGGAGAAAAGAGCUGGAAAAGCAGCAAGAGGGCACAAGAAAGCAGUAUGAAAAUACAGGAAGCUGAUACAAUAGGGGAUACAAGUCUAAAGAAAUAUUCAGUAGCUUUGGGUGAAUAUUCAAAUUUCAUCCAGUGAUAGCCCCUGUGCACUAGCAGCAAGGGCUGCCACAGAGUACUCGUCUCCAAAGACCUUUAUUAAAUAUAUAUACACUUCUUACAGGAAUCAGAUCUCCUCGGUGAAAGCCAGUUUGAUCUGCUAACAAUAAAAAGGUCUAUUUUCUAGUGUGAGCUUGUUUGGAGGAAGCCAGAUUUAUAAUAUUGUGUUCUCUUCUGCUUGGAAUCCCCACCCUCCACUUCAGAAAGCCCAUGUCUGGAAUCCCUCUGGGCUUACAAGCAGACUCUUUGCAGACCAGGCUAGCUGGGAGUUCAGAACCAUGGUAAAGAAAUAUACAUCCUGGCUCUUCUGUUCCCGUUUUUAUUUCUGUUAGGCCAGCUUUCUGUACCACACUGGCUAAGUCUAAAAAUUAAGAGAUGAGGCCACUCUGGCAAUAGCACACUAUUGGGUUCCAAUGGGGAAAAGCUCUUUACUACUUAAAGACAAGGAAAAUUCUGACUGUAUUUCUCUGAUGAAUAGCAAUGUAAAUGAGGCUGCAUGUGACUAGAGAUGGAGGUAAAUGCUACUUUCUUAAUUUAAUCUGUCCUGUCCUACCUGCUGUUCUGAUUGUCAGCCAUCACAUAAUAAUUUAUUGAAGGCUUGUCACAUGCCAGGGACUAUGUUCAGUGCUGUGCAUAAAUUUCAUUUAAUCAUCCAACAACCCUAUUUCUUUUUAUUCUCCAUUUACCAGUGAGGAAAUGGAGGCAAAGAAAGUUAAAAUAAUUUGCUGCAAGUCACUAUAGUAGUUGAGCUGUUUUUAGAAGACAAAAAUGUUUCUUAAACGUGAAAAUAUUCUUCCAUUAAUAAUAAAAGAAAUGUAACUUAAAAUGCAGUGAUACACUUUUUUAAAAGAUUAGCAAAGAUCAGAAACUUUGUUAAGACUCCUAGUUGGCAUCUAGCAAGCAUCUAGGGAAACAGACACUCUCAUACUAGCUGAUAGGAGGUACAACCUUUCAAGAGGACAGUAUGAGUGUGUCUUUCAAAAUUAUAACAGUACUAACUUCUAGGAAUUUAAUAUUCAGAUGUUAACUUCCACACCAAAUGUGAAAUGACGUGUGUAAAAGGUUAUUCAUUACAGUAUUAUUUGUAAUAGCAAAAGAUUAGUUACUAUGGAAACAAAAAAAGCUCUAAUGCCUUCUUAGAAGAUACCCAAAACAGACCAAGAGAUUAUACACCAGUGUUAACAUAUGCUGCUACUUGUCUAAAAAGAAGUGGGUUAACCUCAUCCUUGCCACUCUAGCUCAUACCCAUCAUUCACAGCAUACUCUGCUGUGCCCAGUGCCCUACCCCUAACCCUCCAAACCUUCCUGCUACUUCUUCUUCUAGACAUACUGUGCGCAUGUACACAUUUCCUUUUCCUAAAAGCACAAAUGGUAUAUUAUGCAUGCUGUUCUGUACUUUGCUUUCGUCACCUUAUACUUACAUAAAGAAUUGUCUCAUUCUACUACAUAGCUGUAUACCAUUCCACUGAAUGGAUAAAACAUAAUCAAUCAGUUCCUCAUUGACAGACAUUCCCGUUGUUUCUUAUCUUUUGCUUAUGAUACUGUAAUGAAUAUGCUUGUGCAUAUGUUAUUUCAAAUUAUAUUUCUGGGAUAAAUUCUUUGAAACAAUUGUGGUUUGUGGGGAGGGUGAGAGGGUAGAUAGGAACAAUACUGGGAGACUUUUCACUGUUAAGCCCUUUUGUGUUUUUUUAAACUUGUACAUGUAUUACUUAUUCAAAAA
Molecule: messenger RNA, 7596 nt
Organism: Fukomys damarensis (Damara mole-rat)
Lineage: Eukaryota; Metazoa; Chordata; Mammalia; Rodentia; Bathyergidae
Gene: Ltbp2
Product: latent transforming growth factor beta binding protein 2
Exons: 37
Coding region: 1-5073 (1690 amino acids)
Molecular function (GO): calcium ion binding
Source: RefSeq, a predicted model, not a curated record